AUGAGCAUCAAACGUUUGUCUAUGCGAUUGAAAAAAGGUAUACAUCGGAGCUGGAAUCGUAUGACCUCUUUGGAAGCUGGACUUGAAGAAGAGAAGGAGAUUAAGAUUGUUGAGGAGCCUGAACCGCGACCAUGGAAAGUGCUGAUCACCGGUGGAGCAGGCCAUCUUGCCGAGAAUCUCGUCGCCAAGCUUGAGGAGAUGACUCGUGACUCAAUAAGACCGAAAAUCAGGGAGAUGUUGGAGAAGGAGAUGCCCGCAGUGAUUUCCACAAAAGUAGAUAAGGAAGUUGAGAAGAGGUUGCCGAUGUAUAUUCAAAUCGUGUUAGUGGAUGUGCUGGAACCACGUGGCAGGGUUCUGAAGCAUCAUGUGGCUUUUGUGAAGUGCUCCUUCGACGACGAGUGCACUAUGAAAACCGCAUUGGAGCAGGUGGACACUGUCUACCACCUCGCUGCUGUUGGAAUGACAGGGCAGUAUGCGCGUGACCGUAAAGCUUGCAUGGACAUCAACGCAGUUGGCACCAUGAAUCUCCUAAUCUGGGCCAGAAACUCUGGAGUCCAACGAUUCAUCUACACCUCAUCGGUUGGAGUGGUCUUCUCGGGGGAGCCAAUGUACAAUGCGACGGAGGAAGUUGGGUAUCCGGAUGAUUUUUAUAACUACUACUGCGAGUCAAAGGCGCAUGCCGAGCGAAUCGUCCAAAAGGCGUCAGGCCAUCGGAUGAGGACCACUGUGCUCAGAUUCAAUGGAAUCUAUGGACCCGGCGAGAAACGGGUCACCGAGAGGGUUGUGAAAUUCAUGCUAACCGGAAUGUGGAUUGCCACCUGUAAGCCUAAUGGCGUAGAAGCGCAGACUCAGCUGUCCUCGGUGGCCAACUGUAUCCAGGGACUUGUCAAGGCAGAGUUGGCGUUGAGAUGGUCAGACACCCCACAUGGACAGAUCUACAACAUAAUGGACAAGACCCCCGUUGGCACUUUCUCUUUCUGGACCCCUCUAAACAUUGCUCUGGGGUUCUCCAGCUCGAUGAUCACAGUUCCAGCGACCCCUAUUCGAUUGUUCGCCUAUUUAUCUCAAAUCAUCGCGGAUCGAAUGCGUAUUGACCCGAUUGUUAGUGUGUUGGAAGUUGAUUUGCUUCUUGUUAACAAUACAUUUAACAUUGAGAAGGCCGAGCGGGACCUGGGAUAUGAACCCUCGGUUUCAGCAAUUCCAGAGAUCAUCGAGCACUACCUCCACCGUCUUCCUCCAGACGUCGUCCGUCCCAAAGGCCGCUCUGACUUCUAUGUCAAAGUCGCCGUACUUGUAUUGGGGACCAUUUUGAUCUUCGUCGCGGUGUUCAGUUUUACUUUUUGGAUGUACUUGAUCUUCCAGAGGCUGAGCAGAUGGAACCCAUUCUAA
Molecule: messenger RNA, 1389 nt
Organism: Caenorhabditis elegans
Lineage: Eukaryota; Metazoa; Nematoda; Chromadorea; Rhabditida; Rhabditidae
Gene: hsd-1
Product: 3beta-hydroxysteroid dehydrogenase/Delta(5)-Delta(4) isomerase 1
Exons: 7
Coding region: 1-1389 (462 amino acids)
Biological process (GO): steroid biosynthetic process
Cellular component (GO): membrane
Molecular function (GO): oxidoreductase activity, acting on the CH-OH group of donors, NAD or NADP as acceptor; 3-beta-hydroxy-Delta5-steroid dehydrogenase (NAD+) activity; steroid Delta-isomerase activity
Source: RefSeq, marked reviewed